UCAACAGUUUAUCGAUUCAGUUGCUUUCGUGCCAAUUUCUGCCUCCCUGCAGCGUCCCAGCUGAUUGCUACGGCACUCCUUCCCAGCGCUUGAGUCCUCUCUGCGUCCACUGGUGGUUGAAGCUGCUUUGGAGAAGGAGGAUGACGGGCUGAGAGAGCUGGAGAAGAGAGGCGGCCGGCCAGGAUCAUGGCUGUUUUUGACACCCCGCAAGAGGCCUUUGGGGUCUUGCGUCCGGUGUGCGUCCAGCUGACCAAAGCACAGACCGUGGAGAAUGUGGAGCGCCUCCACACUCAGCUGCAAGCCGUCAGUGACGCGGCUCUGCAGGAACUUCAGGAAUACGUCCUCUUCCCUUUGAGGUUCGCCCUCAAGACGCCGGGGCCGAAGCGUGAGCGGGUGGUCGAAAGCGUGGUGCGGUGCUUGACCCUUGUGCUCUCGACGACCUGCGUGAAGAAGCCCGAUCUUCUCCUGGAGCUGUUCUCGGAGCUCUGCCUGUGUUUGGCGUCUCCUUCCAGCCCGCCCCAGCUGGCCCCGUGCUCGGAAGAACUGAAAGAGGUGGUGAUUCAGGCCCUCCUGGCUCUGCUGCAUUCCGCCUACGGGGACAUCCUCCUGUCUCUCUACCAGCCCUCCAGCCUCCCCCAGCUUGGCUUUGCCGUGUCUUUGCUGCUGUCCGUAGCAGAACAGGAGAAAGCCCAGUCUUUGAAACUCCUGGCCUUGAGGUGCUUGCGGUCUCUGAUCUUGCAGUGUGACUGCCAGGAGGGCCACCGGCCCCUGGAUGAGGAUGAGGAGAGGCAGUGCGGGGACCUCUUUGCUUCCUUCCUCCCUGGGCUCUCCCUCACCCUCUCCCGGGUGAUCGGAGCAGAUGCCAAGCAGGGCCACGCCGUCGUGGUCUCCGCCCUGGGGCUCUUCUCUCGAGCCGUCGGCCUGGUCAUGGCGGAUGAGCAACUGGCGCGCGUCCCUACAGAGAGGGAGAAGCUGGCCUUGGAGCAGAGUAAAAUAUCAGAACUCAUGAUCCACAGAGGUGCUGAGUGGGCCCAAAGCACAGCGGCCAAACUCUCCAUCCUCAUUCAGAAGGUGGUUGCGUUUGUGUCUGUCCACCCUCACUGGAAGGCGAGGCAGGCGCUCGUGGAGACGGUCUGCCUCCUGAUGUCCAAAUGUAGCCGGUCCUUGGCGGGAUCGGCGGGCCACCUUUUAAAAGCCUUAGUGAGUCUCAUGAACGACGAAAGGCCAGAGAUCCAGGCUCAGAGUCACGAGGUCCUGAGGAGCAUCGCAGCCCAAGGGAAGGUAGCCGAGAACCGGCGGCUGGCUGAUGUCCUCUCGGAGGAUCUCCACUCCCUGGCCACGGCUCUCCCUCGCUUGAUGAACUCCCAGGAUGACCAGGGCAAGAUUUCGACCCUGAACCUGCUCCUGGGCUACGUGAAGCUGUUGGGCCCCGCCGUGAACGUGGUCCUCGCCUCCGCCUCCCACCUCCAGCGCCUCUCCAAGGCCCUCGUGCAAGUCCUGGAGUUGGAUGUGAAGGACGUGAAGGUUGUGGAGGAGAGGCGCUGGGGCUCAGGAGGAGCCUUGAGGGAGCCUUCGGGAGCCCCGCUGGAGCCUUUGUGGGAGGGCCCCGUGCGGAGGAAGAACUUCCGGUUCUUCACCGAAGACCGGGUUCUCUUCCUUCUCCAGCAGAUCUGUCGGGCUCUGGGCUACUACGGAAACCUCUACCUCUUGGUGGACCAUUUCAUGGAGCUCUACGGGGAGUCUGCCUCGUACCGGAAGCAGGCGGCGAUGGUGGUCAACGAACUGGUCACUGGAGCGGCCGGGCUGGACGUGGAUGUCCUGCAGGAGCGGGAAAGCGGCCCGAGCGCCGAGGAGCUCAGAGGGGUUGUGGCUUCUGUGCUGGACGAAUACGUGGACCAAGCCAACUGGCACUUGGUCACCAGCGUGGAGGCCGAAGACUCUGCAGAUGAACCGUUUGGGAAGCCGCCUGGGCUGCUGGCCAUUUCGCCGGGGGCACCCAGCCGGCCCCUUCCUUCCUUGGACCCGAGGCCCACGAUCCACUCCCUGAACAGCCACAUCUGGCAAAUCGGCAUCCAGCUGGAAGGGAUUGGCCGCUUCGCCCAGGCCCUGAAAGGAGACUUCCGUUUGCUUUUGAUCUCGGCCCUCUACCCUGUCCUGGAGAAAGCAGGCGACAGGGUGCUCCUCAUCAGCCAGACAGCCAAGGCCACCGUGGUGGACAUCUGCCAGGCCUGCGGUUAUGCUUCCGUCCCUGAGCUCAUCAACCAGAAUGCGGACUACUUGGUGAACGGCAUUUCCUUGCAGCUGCGACACCAGGCUCACGAGUCCCACGCCUCGCGGGUCCUGGAGGCCAUGCUCCGGCACUCGGACGCAAAUGUCCUGCCUUUGGUGGAGGACGUGAUUCAGGACACCCUGGCCAGGCUUGACCAAUGCCACAGUGACCGAGUCUCUUCGUUCCUCAGUGUCAUGCACACAUUGAUGAUGAUGCUUGCAUCCUGGUCCAGCCCGGGGGACCCAGCGGAGAAGGAUUUGGAACACGAUCCAGCGCCUGCUGUCCAGCAGCCCACCCCGGAGGCGAUGGAGGAAUUUUUCCAGGACUACAUCAAGCAGAAGCGGAUUGCAGAGGGCGACCUCUCCGAUCCCGAGGAGGAGGGCGAAGAGGAGCCACGGCCAGCUCCAAAGCCCGAAGCGGACGAGCAGAGGGAUGCCGAGGAGAGCCGGCUGCCGCUCCCCGCCCAGAUGGCUAAGGACGUGAUGGAGAGAUGCGUGCACUUGCUCUCGGCCGAGAGGCUCCGUGUACGUCUGAAGGUACGGAGCCUCCGAGCGGCCGUGCUGUGGGGGGGGGACCUUGGGGGCUGCCUUCUCCCAUGUCCCCACCGAACAUACCUCCCCGCGGGAUUUCUCUGUACCUCACGAGGCUCCUUGGUGGGACUUUGGCAGGUGCUCUGCACCCUGGGAGCCCACAGCGGCGACUUCCUCCGGCGACGAUUCUCCAAAGACGUCCUGCCCAAGCUGGCCGGCUCCUUGGCCUCCCAGGCGCCCGUCAGCGCCCGCGCUGGGCCCGUCUACAGCCACACCCUGGCCUUCAAGCUGCAGCUGGCCGUGCUCCAGGGCCUCGGGUCGCUCUGCAAAACCCUGGACCUUGGAGAGAGUGACCUGAAUAAAGUGCUGGCGGCCGGGCGGCCUUACCUCAGCGCCAAGCAGCCGGGGAAGUUGCAAGAAGCUGCCUGCAGCAUCUUCCUCCACCUCAUGCAGAUGGACCCGGACGCCGUCUGGUUCUUUCUCAACAGCAUCUGGUGCCCCCACGCCUACAAGCCCCCUCACCCCAGCCUGGCCCCCGUGAAGCUGGGCGGCAUGGGGAAGACACGGAAUGAGUUCACCGACAACGUUCAGCGCCUGCUGGAUGAGCUGCACCGAAGAGAGGGGUGGUCCCCCUGAGAGCCCCCCUCCCGGCCCCCAUGAGAGGCAGGCAACCGGGAGACCGGCCCCUCGCUCCCAGUGGGCUCUGAGUAGGAAGGAGAAGGACGGGGGCCCUGCCAUGGUCUUGAUGGCUCGGCUUGGAUGGGGAGCAUCAUAGAAGGUGGCCGGAGAGCAGCCUCCAAAGGCGCUACGUUUGGGGGAAUCCACACAUGCCCAGGAACAUGACGUUUGACUUCCGACUUGUCAACUUCUUCUAGGCAGUUUUUCAGCUCUCCUGAUGUGGAUUUUCUCCCCAGAUAGUCUCAGUG
Molecule: messenger RNA, 3725 nt
Organism: Pogona vitticeps (central bearded dragon)
Lineage: Eukaryota; Metazoa; Chordata; Lepidosauria; Squamata; Agamidae
Source: RefSeq, a predicted model, not a curated record